Molecule: messenger RNA, 465 nt
Organism: Ostertagia ostertagi
Lineage: Eukaryota; Metazoa; Nematoda; Chromadorea; Rhabditida; Trichostrongylidae
Source: the annotation of a GenBank genome assembly
AUGUCGCUUCUAUUCAAGAAAGGAAAUCCUCUUCCUCGAAAUCCUCGAAAUUUUCGUCCCAUCGCUCUACUUCCCACGAUCUACAAAAUGUUCAUUUCAAUCAUUGGGCAGCGGAAGAUAAUUUUCUUAAAGACAAGACAGCCUGUUGAUCAAGCCGGCUUCCGCAGAGCUCAUUCUACUGACGACCACAUCCACAACAGAGCAAUGUACGGAGGAACUGCUUUAAUAGAAAAGGCUGUCCCUCUGUACAUUGCUUUCAUCGACUAUCUCAAAGCGUUUGACUCUAUAGAACACGAUGCUCUGUGGAAAUCGCUGUGUUGUCAAGGGGUUCACCCGAAAAUCGUCCGCCUUCUCUCAAACAUAUAUGAGUCCGCCAUUGUAAAUGUAAAGAUAUGUGGCCACGUGAAGCCAAUCAAAAUGAGACGAGGCGUCCGUCAAGGAGACCCUAUCUCACCCGCACUUUAG